Molecule: messenger RNA, 760 nt
Organism: Ostrinia nubilalis (European corn borer)
Lineage: Eukaryota; Metazoa; Arthropoda; Insecta; Lepidoptera; Crambidae
Exons: 5
Coding region: 111-686 (191 amino acids)
Biological process (GO): proteolysis
Molecular function (GO): cysteine-type peptidase activity
Source: RefSeq, a predicted model, not a curated record
ACGCUGGUCCACAGGAGACCAGUCUCGGAGGCGUGGAGACUGGUCUCUGACGAGCGCAGCUGGAAUUGGAGAAGUUGGCGGUGAGAAAAGGUGCAGUCGAGAGUCAUGUGAUGAUCUACACUGGUGUAAAGGAACUCUUAUCUGAACAGUUCCUUAUCGACUGCAGCCCCUUCAAAAAUGGUUGCGGAGACGCUUCUCUGUUGAAAUCAUAUUCGCAUAUAGUAACCCAAUUGGGCGGGAUACUCCGCGACAAUGACUACUAUCCAUACGAGAACGGCCAAAACAACUGCAGAUGGUCAAGACCUGAGCAUAACUUUGUAAAUGUUCUACCAGUUCCGGUGAUUGGCUUCCGAAGGGUGAACUCUGAUGAAGACUUGAUGGCAGAGUGGCUGUAUAGAUAUGGACCGGUAACUGCAGGGAUAAACUCCGCAUCUAUGGCUAGAUACAAGGGAGGUAUCGAUGAACCACAAGAGGAAUACUGUGACCCAGAGACACCGAAUCAUUCUGUCUUGAUCGUGGGAUACAACGAAUAUGUGCCACAAAACCCAAAGGAGCCCCGAGUCAAGUACUGGAUAAUAAAGAACUCGUGGGGCAAAGAGUUCGGGGACAAAGGCUAUUACUACCUGGUGCGCGGGCGCAACGCGUGCGGCAUCGCCAACGAUGUGUCUUUGCCUUUUGUGCAAUAAAAAACAUACUUAAUGGUAUUGGGAACCUCUAUUAAAAUAUGGGCGUAAAUAAAAUAUAUUUCUUCCUUUUUAAA